This is a messenger RNA of Rosa rugosa (rugosa rose), 1222 nucleotides long. RefSeq lists its product as uncharacterized. Bases 483 to 662 code for a protein of 59 amino acids. The record is from RefSeq and is a predicted model, not a curated record. The transcript has a single exon. Lineage: Eukaryota; Viridiplantae; Streptophyta; Magnoliopsida; Rosales; Rosaceae.
UCACAAGAUGAGGAGUCAGAGCCUUGCAAGGCCUACACCAAAAUACGUACGAAAAUUCCUUAAGAUUGAAAUAAUUUAGAAACCCAGGAAGCAAUCUAAAUAGGCAUGUGGAGAUCGACUACCUUUCUUUCACCAGAUAAAAGGAUCGAACUCAACUCCUGCUUAUUUAUAAUUUCAUAGUUGGAAAUUUUCAUGACAUAUACUAUUUCCAACUAGUCCUUGAGUUAAAUCGGUGAGGUUGUACCUUGGAUUUCCUAAAGUUGGGCAACCAUGCAUGUUUUUAUACAAAGAGAUGAGUGGCUCUACAAGGAAUUCAUGUAUGGCUCAACCACUGAAAACAACGUCCUAUAUGAGAAAGAUUACAACAUCUUUGAUAUCUCCCUAUAGAUGUAAGAUAUUUUCUUGAUUCCUUCCUCAGAAGCUUUGAUUCAAAGUCAACUCUGGAAACACACAUUCAUUGUUUGAAGUUUGAAGUUGUAAGGAUGGAGAAGCAGAGUGAUUGCAGCAUGAUUGCGAUAUUGCUGGCUGUGGUGGUGGCUGCUUUCAUCCUCUUCCUGUCAUUGGUUAUGGGUCCUCUGCACCCGCCUUCCUAUCCUGUUCUGCUCAUAUUUCCGGUGGUGCUGGUGGCCGCUUUCAUCUUCCUCCACCAGGCAUCCAAGUGACACGGUACUCUUUCUUCACAUUUAUGUAUCGUAGUCAAAAAUUUUGAACACAUAAAAUACAUGCAUUACAAUGAAUAGCAGUGGUUAAAUUAUAGCGGUGAGGUUAAUUGUACAUUGAAUGAGUGAGCCGAGCUUUUUUAUACAAAGAGAAGGCUGAUGUUGACGAAUAAUGAUCGGUCACUAUCGCUAUCAUUGUAUCGGCCUCCUUGACAGAGACUGACGCAGAGGAAUCAAAGAAGACAGAUCGAGAAAACCAGAGAGAAGAGAGAGAGGAUGGGUACUGUGAUCAAAAGUAGGGGUUUUAUAAGCUCCAGAGAGGUUUUUAUGGUAAUGCGAAAUGUUGGGGUGCGUUAUAGAAUUGUUGAAGGAAAAGUACGUUAUAGAAUUGUAGAAGGAAAACAAAUAAGUGAGACGUGGGAAGGUGAAGAAACAAAUACGAAUUGCUGUAGUUAUCGACCAAAUCCCUAAGUUAUUGGGAUAUAAUUACUAUUUACUACUAUAAGAUGCUCAGUGCUUAUUAUGAUCAGUUUUGUAACAGUAGCUGUUAAUUGCCAUAAACU